UCAAACAAUUCACUGGUGAUUGAUCUUCUACUCCAUUUGCCUGCUCGGUUCUACUCGCAGCCCCCCUCACACGGCACAGAUAAGUAAAGCUUACUCCCAGGAAAAAACGGAAAAAUCGCAUUUUCCUACUCUUGUUAUCCAUUUCCUUCACUUGUAAGUCACUGCUCCUUUCCCUCCAGAGAAGAACUAGAGCAGCUUCUAUGGGUUUUCCAUUCUUCCACCUUCUUCUGUUUCUCAUCUUCAACCCUUUUCUUCCUCCUCCUGUUUCUGGCCUCAAUGUCGAAGGCUUCUCGCUCCUUACCUUCAAGGGAUCCAUUACACAGGACCCUGAAGGCUCCAUGGCUAACUGGAACUCUUUUUCUCAGGACCCUUGUUCCUGGAAUGGUGUGACAUGUAAGGCUGGACAAGUUUUCUCCUUGAGCAUUCCUAAGAAGAACCUUGUAGGUUCUAUCCAUCCUUCUCUAGGCUCUCUUCAAUCUCUAAGACACAUCAAUUUAAGGAAUAACAGGCUCUUUGGAUUUCUGCCACCGGAGAUUUUCUCUGCUGGGAAACUUCAAAGCUUGGUCCUUUUAGGUAAUUCCUUAACUGGGUCUCUUCCUUCUGAGAUUGGCGCUUCGUCUUACUUACAAGUUUUAGACCUUUCCCAUAAUUCUUUCUUCGGUUCCCUGCCUAAUUCAUUGUCCAACUGCACAAGGUUAAAGAUUCUUGAUUUGAAUAAUAACAAUUUUACGAAUUUUCUCCCCAUUGGCUUUGGAAGCAGUCUGCUUGCUCUUGAAAAGCUAGACCUUUCUUAUAAUAAAUUCAAUGGCUCCAUACCUGCUGACAUCGGGAAUCUCUCAAACCUCCAAGGAACUGCUGAUUUCUCCCAUAAUCUGUUUUCUGGGCUGAUUCCAGAGAGCCUCGGCCAUCUUCCUGAGAAGGUUUAUAUAGAUCUGACAUACAACAAUCUAAGCGGCCCAAUACCACAGAAUGGCGCUUUAGAGAAUAGAGGACCAACUGCCUUUAUUGGAAAUCCCGGCCUGUGUGGCCCUCCUUUGAAGAACCCAUGCUCCUCUUCUGAUCCUUUUCUUCCCAAGGAAAUCACUACUUCUCCUCCCAACCAAAUGGGCUAUAACUCAAUCAAAAAUGGCGAUAGAAGAAGUAGGCUGUCCUUCAGCCAAACAGCUGCAUUAGUUGUGAGCGAUGUGGUUGGGAUUUGUUUGAUUGCGCUGGUGUUCUUCUACUGUUAUUGGAGGGCGAUGGCUUCAAAAAAGAAUCAAAGUUGUGCCAUUUCUGACAAAGAAGUUUCAAAGACGAAGAAGGAAUGCAUUUGCUUUAGCAAGGAUGAAUCCGACACAAUAUCUGAGAAUGUAGAGCUUCUCGAUCUCGUGUCAUUGGAUCCUCAAAUGAGUUUAAGAUUGGACGAGCUCUUAAAAGCUUCGGCCUUUGUGCUCGGCAAGAGUGGGAUUGGAAUUGUGUACAAGGUUGCAUUAGAUGAUGGCUUAAUUCUAGCCGUUAGAAGAUUGGGAGAUGGAGGUUUGCAGAGGUUUGGUGAGUUUAAGGCUGAAAUAGAAGCUAUUGGGAAGGUGAAGCAUCCUAAUAUUAUUGGUUUGAGAGCCUAUUAUUGGUCGGUAGAGGAGAAAUUGCUUGUUUAUGAUUAUAUACCGAAUGGCAAGCUUUCUUCGGCAAUUCACGGCAGAGGUCCCAUGGCUUCCCAGCCACUCACCUGGGAAAUAAGGCUAAAAAUCAUUAAAGGAAUAGCCAAGGCCUUGUCCUUCCUCCAUGAAUUUAGUCCAAAGAAGUUCAUACAUGGAAACCUCAGAACAAACAACAUACUUCUCGGUCAAAACAUGGAACCGUACAUCUCCGACUUCGGACUCAGCCGCCUCACAAUCCCCUCUGGUUCAUUCCCAUUAGCCCAACAAGAUAGAAUCACAGCAAAGAAGCAUAAAAAACAUAAAUUUGAAAUCUCUGCAAGCUCUGCCGCAUCAUGCUACCAAGCUCCUGAGGGUCUGAAAACCAUAAAACAAUCUCAGAAAUGGGAUGUUUACUCUUAUGGUGUCAUAUUGCUUGAACUGAUUUCUGGUAGAUCUCCAGUCGUUCUGCUGGAGACAUCAGAGAUGGAUUUAGUGCAGUGGGUUCAGUUCUGCAUUGAAGAAAAAAAGCCGCUUUGUGACAUACUGGAUCCUUUCCUGGCUCGCGAGCCCGGUGAGGAUGACGAAAUCGUUGCGGUGCUUAAGAUUGCCUUGGCUUGUGUACAGACUAAUCCGGAGAGGCGGCCAUGGAUGCGGAAUGUUGUGGAUGCGCUGGAUAGGCUGAGGGAUGCAUGUCAUGGAAGCUCGAUUCGUGGUCUGUGAUGGCUUCGAGCAAUGGAUGAAAUCUGAAGCUGGAUUGUUGAAGUAUGAGAUUGUAUUUAUGUUUUGUAAUCUUCAAUUGAAUGCCAUGUGCUGGCUUAGAAGGUAGAUUUGCUUAAAAACAAUGGCCAACAAAGUGAUUGUGGCAAAAUUACAUGUUUGUAUAAGAUUUGUAGUAUUAAGUAAAGAAGAUGUUAUCACG
Messenger RNA from Phalaenopsis equestris, 2535 nucleotides. Its product is annotated as receptor protein kinase-like protein ZAR1. NCBI's taxonomy places the organism in Eukaryota, Viridiplantae, Streptophyta, Magnoliopsida, Asparagales, Orchidaceae. The record is from RefSeq and is a predicted model, not a curated record. The transcript has 2 exons. Gene Ontology annotation, biological process: protein phosphorylation. Gene Ontology annotation, molecular function: receptor serine/threonine kinase binding; protein kinase activity; ATP binding. The coding region runs from base 201 to 2336 and encodes 711 amino acids.